CCGAAGCCUUCAGUCCAUGAUUGACUGAUCUGCAGUUCAGAACACACAUAUCUCCCAUCGUAAGAUUCGCGAUCGCGUAUAGGCAAAAGCAAGCGUACAGAAGAUUCAACGAUCCCACCACAUAAAGGGCAAAAAGCGUACCAUCAAGAGAUCCGGAGAGCAAGAGCGCAAAUCCUCUUCGCCCGUGUAAUUCUUUUCGCGUUCCCUUCCGUACGUCUAGCCUUCGGUCGUUAAUUUCGCGAACCUGAGCGGGAACUUGCGCGCGCGAACUCCAGGCCGAACCCAACUGCAGAACACCGUGAGUGAGUGUGUUCAGACAGAUACUUGAACCGACACUUCGGGACGACUAGUUGACUCAUUCGUAGCGAGCCUGUGCCGGGUUGUCUUGCAAGCAGCAGCAGCAGCAAACCCGAACUCAACGCCCCGUGUAGAUAUCUACCUGACAGAAAUUGCGAGAGGUGGAGAGAUCAUUUAAAGGCAGCUGCAAUCAGUGUCCGAUCAAUCAUUGAGCCGUGAACGUGACAUUGAACGGAUCUUGCGAUAUUCUCCUGCCAGCCAACGACCCCCCGAAGAAGCAGCACUCAAAAGAUAAUAGCCACGACCCCAGCCGAGCUCCAGCAGGAAGUGAAUUUUGUUCAAGUGUGUGCCAGAAGAAAUUUCGAAAGCUUUCGGAUCACCGCUUUUCACGCCACAGUCAACAGAAGCAAGGAGAGCAGACAGAAAAAAAAUGAAGUGCCUAAUCUUCGCAGUUUUGGUCAUUACUUUGAUGGUUGAGAAUAGCGAUUCCAAGCCCGUCUCCAAGUAUCAAGAUCUUCCCAAGAAGGCUGGAUACGUCCCUGUCUACAUUCGCGUUGGCAAUACCCCGUUGGAACAGAUCAAUCGUGAUUUGGCCAGAGCUUUCCAAGAAGCUAACGCUCGUAGCAUCCGAGGAACAAUGAUUCAGGAGUUGAACCACAACGCGCGUUUCUCUUCUGAAUCGAGCAGUGCCUCUAGCGAAGAGGCAAACAGCAUCAUUCCGAAGAUCCGUAGUUUCGACAACAAGAGCAUCAGCUCCGAAUCGAACUCAAACUCGAACGAAUCAAACUCUUCGGAACAGCUGCACGACUUUGCCCCGGUCAAACCGGCUCCCGGUUCCAAUAACGUAGUCUAGUUGAUGUCGGUCAUACGCGGAACCAAGUGGUUCGGAGCAGAAUCCUCACACUGCCAUCUAUUGUGACUGAGGUGAUACAGAAAUAUGUACUUGCCGCAAUGGCUGCCUAUGCUAAAUGUGAUUAAAUACAUUAUUAUCAUUAUUUUAAACGCCCCACGUGCAUCUUCAUCAACUGCGUUCUAAGGUCAUUAUCAACAUUCUGUAGUACAUCAUUAUAAAGAACAAGCAAUGAUAAGCAAACUUUCGAGAGAAUAAAUGUAGCGAAAUACACGAAA
Molecule: messenger RNA, 1425 nt
Organism: Aedes aegypti (yellow fever mosquito)
Lineage: Eukaryota; Metazoa; Arthropoda; Insecta; Diptera; Culicidae
Exons: 3
Coding region: 728-1150 (140 amino acids)
Source: RefSeq, a predicted model, not a curated record